AUGCUAUCAGAAGUUCGGCAGGAGCCCGAUCUAACUAGCGAAGCUGAUCUACGAGCAGCUGAAGUUGUGCGACCUGAAGAUGUGUUAAGGCUCAACUCGAUCACCCAAGACUAUCUCUGCAAGCCGUCGGCUAACAUUUACGAUAUAGAAUUCACUAGAUUCAAGAUUCGAGAUCUGGAUACGGAUCAAGUCCUGUUCGAGAUAGAAAAACCAUCUGAUGACGCCUCAGAGCGUGAGGAUCAGCCAGCUGAGGCGGCUCGCUAUGUACGCUAUAGGUUUUCCGAAGAUUUCCUGCAUUUGAAGAGGGUUGGUGCGACUGUUGAAUUUGUGGUAGGUAGUAAGCCCAUCAACAAGUUUCGGAUGGUAGAAAGACAUUUUUUCAAGGACCGCUUGCUGAAGAGUUUUGACUUCGAAUUCGGAUUUUGCAUUCCCAAUUCGAAGAACACCUGUGAACACAUAUACGAGUUUCCUCACCUGAGCCCUGAACUAGUGAGAGAAAUGGUGGAAAGCCCGUACGAAACUCGCUCGGAUAGCUUUUAUUUUGUGGAUGACCGGCUUAUUAUGCACAACAAAGCUGAUUAUUCAUACGACGGUUAG
Haemonchus placei is the source of this 597-nucleotide messenger RNA. NCBI's taxonomy places the organism in Eukaryota, Metazoa, Nematoda, Chromadorea, Rhabditida, Trichostrongylidae. The record is from the annotation of a GenBank genome assembly.